GUCCCCUCCCUCCCGCUAGUUCCCCCUCCCCUCCGGCUCCCGGCCGCCAGUCGGAGCGAAGAUGGCGAAGACCUACGACUAUCUCUUCAAGCUGCUCCUCAUCGGCGACUCCGGCGUGGGAAAGACCUGCCUGCUCUUCCGCUUCAGCGAGGACGCCUUCAACACCACCUUCAUCUCCACCAUCGGAAUUGAUUUUAAAAUCAGAACAAUAGAACUAGAUGGGAAGAAAAUCAAACUACAGAUAUGGGAUACUGCUGGUCAGGAAAGAUUCCGCACCAUUACAACUGCCUACUACAGAGGAGCCAUGGGUAUUAUGCUGGUUUAUGAUAUCACAAAUGAGAAGUCCUUCGACAACAUUAAAAACUGGAUAAGAAACAUAGAAGAGCAUGCAUCUUCAGAUGUAGAAAGAAUGAUCCUGGGUAAUAAAUGUGAUAUGAAUGAGAAAAGACAAGUUUCAAAAGAAAAAGGAGAAAAGUUAGCAAUUGAUUAUGGAAUCAAAUUUCUGGAGACAAGUGCAAAAUCAAGCAUAAACGUGGAAGAGGCUUUCUUCACCCUUGCACGGGAUAUCAUGACAAAACUCAACAAAAAAAUGAAUGACAACAGUUCAGCAGGUGCAGGUGGGCCAGUGAAAAUAAUGGAAAACAGAUCAAAGAAGAGCAGCUUCUUUCGAUGCACACUGCUUUGAUGAACUCCUAAUAAUAGACUGCAGCAUACCUAGAGAGAGAGAAAACCCUUUUCCUGCUUCUCUGAAAGCACAGGCUCACCUGGCCUCAGAGCUGUUACCACCAGGCUGCUGCUGAGAGCUCUGUUUGAAUGUAGAGUGUGCUAAACCAAGAGAGAAAAGGAUUUUGGUUCGCUCUGCUUCUCAGCAAGUCGGGCUCCCUCUUCUCAAACACAGAAGCUGUGAAGUUGAGAGACACACGUGCAGGAGCUAAAUCUUCUUUAUUACUUUGUUUCACUGCCUGCUUCAAAAGCUGCUAAGUUUUUUCUUUGCACAUAUUUGCCCUCUGUUGCCUGCUAGAGCACAGUCUUAACACUUGUCUUUGCACAGCUUUCUUUCUUUCUGUUCUGGUAAGCAUUCCCUAGCAUUUCACCCAGCUGUAGUAUAAAGGGAUCAAAUUGGGUCCCGUACUGAAUACAGAGGGCAUGGCCAUAGAUGCAGCACCCAUGCUCAGAGGGUCACCAUAGAGCCAAUAGAAUUCUGCCUACAAUUAUUCAUGGGCAUCACAAGAGGCCCUUGGAGCUCUGUGUGCUUCCUAUAUCCCCAGCCAGUUGCCCUCCUCAACUCAGUGUAAUUUACUUGUGCUCUGUCAAGGCAAAAGGGAGGGCUAGAUGGCAUGUAGGCGUAGACCUCCCACCAACACUGUGGCUCCUCAUACUGCCUUGUGUACUUAAUAAGAAGGGGCAGGAGGGCUGAAAGCCCCGCAUCUGGUGGCCUGGAAUAUGGCCCUAGUAUUUUUCUCAGGCAUAGAAAUAUGUCUGCAACAUAAAUGUGGUUUUGUAGCCUGGUGUUGGAAAGCUUAACACCCCAGGCACUUACAAUUUCUAUUUGGGCUUGCCACUUUUGUUUGACAAAUACACAGAUCUGUUUAUAUGGAAAUGAACUUUUUUUCUGAAUGUAUGGUGUUGAAUUUCUAUGUACAGAAGGUGUACUGGAACCACUUACAGUAUCUCUUACAUCAAUCCAAUUUCACUUCUAUUUCAUGCUGUAUUCAGUUGAACUGGAAGGCACUCAGUUCUCUCUUGAAUGCAACUAUUCCUGUAUAUAAAGGUUCCUGUUUCAGCCUGUUGAAUAUUAAUAGAAAAAGCACACACAACAUGUGUAACUAUCCCAUCUAGCUUUCAGUCCCUUUUUCAAAAAGCAUAGUCACUGUCCUCCUGAUAUGACCUUCCAUGAAUCUUGAGGCAACUGGUGUUGGUUCAGACAUUUAGAACAGAUAUAAACUUAGCUGCCUUUCUCACUUAACUGAGACUCCCAUACCAGCCUAUUUCACCACUAUUUAAAUUAUUUAUAAAAUGUUGAGUUACUUUAAAUACAGGUGCUUUAGUUCGAUUGAUGUGCCAAACAUGGACCUUUGUAAGUUAAAACUUAUCUCAACACAACCUUGAUGACACCCCAGCUCCAUGAGCUGCUGUUGUGAAACAUGUCCCAUUAGCUAGCCAAAUAGGCACACAACGUUGCAUCGUUUUAGAGGGUCAAAUGUCAAUAUAAUUCUAAGCAUAUCUUGCGUCAUUCAAGGUGAAUAGGUUGGCCACUGGCACUCUGUAACAUAACAUUGGUUGAGCGGGUUAGAAAAAACAUUCCUGUGGAGUUGUGAAUUUUUGCACACUCUUCCUGCCCCUCUGUUUAUAAUCCUAACAAUAUUGCUCCAAUUACCUCUUGGAUUGCAGCAUCUGGGUUGAUGCAUGGAAAGAGGAGUGUAUCCAACAGGAAUAUUAAACAGCAAAACACAAAUAUGUCUGAUUGCUGUAGGUCCCAUGCUUGGACUAAAGUGUUGUGGUUCUUGCUUUAUAACACAAAGUGCUUUUUGGGGGGCAAGUGUGACUCCACCCACGAUGAAUGUCCAUCUUUUUUCCACAUCUGACUUCUUUGUAUUGUAAUCUGUAUCUCAGGGGGUUUGUCUGAAAGCCAAAACUGACAAGUUCUGUGGUUCCUUUUGGCAGAUUUUCUUUGCUUAUGUUUCCUCUUCGUUGGCAUCAUACUUCACAUCUUGGUUCUAUGUACGAACAUUUAGUCUCUAUGAACUUCCCUUUGAGAGAGCCUGUAACUAGUUGAAUUUAUAUAAAGUGCUUCUUGAAGCAGCAGCAAAUUGGGGUAUCUACUCUGUUUUAUUUUAAAAAAUAUCUUGCUAUUUUCUUACUUCUAGCUGUGCUAAAAUGUACAUAAUUUGAGUAAGACCAUAGGAAAUUCACUUUAAGAUUGGUGUAAGGAUGCCACACACAGUUCACUUUCCCUCAUUGUUAAUAUUGUUAAUAUUUAGUUUUAUCCUGUCAAAAUAUUAGUGACAGAAUAGUCUGUUCCCUGCUGAAGUUCUGAAAAUAUUUGUUUCAUACGGAAACAACUUUAGUCUUAAGGAAAUGUUGGUAUAGCCUAUGCAGCAGUAUUAAGUGCUAUGGCUGCACUUCAAACUUUUCAUAAUGUUUGAUUUAGCCCAUUUUUCUACAAAUAAUAUGCCUUGUCGAACUGCAUUUUACAGUGUAAAUCAGCUGAUUGUCCACGUCAACUUAUUUCCUUGAGUGCUCGAGGCAAACAGGCAAGCUAUGAUGGUAUGGGACUGCCUUUGCCUUCAUUGCUUGAUGCAAACAUUUCUUACCCCAGAACAAGUCUUGUGUUGGGUGUUAACCCUGCAAAAGACAACAUUCUUCCAUUUAGCUAAUAGUUGGUUUAGAUUCCCCAACUGUUGUCUUUUCAUGAUACAACACAUUUAGCCUUGCUCUGCAGAACUCACCCAUUUAAAUGAAGGGUAAUCCUUGAUACGCUUUCCAGAGCAGAAAGCAUACCCUCUCUUUCCAUUCUUAGUUUUUUGUCGUUUACUACUGACUUUCUAAAAAGAGAGUGCAAUUUUAAAACAUGCAUCUGUGCUUAGCUAAACUUGUUGAUCCAUCAAAGCAUUGUCUCUCUUCCAGUUGACAUUUUAUAGCUUAAAUGCUUGGUUUUAAGUUUCAUGCAUCUGGUUAGAUUUGGAUUCCUGUGUGGCAUAUGAAAUAUAAUCUCUUUUUGAACUUGGUGUUCUCUCUGUACCAUACUUGUAAAAUACUUGCUAGCCUUUUUUGAGAAGUGUUGUUUUUUUAAAUAAAUGGGGUAUUUACCUGUC
Podarcis raffonei (Aeolian wall lizard) is the source of this 3815-nucleotide messenger RNA. RefSeq names its product RAB8B, member RAS oncogene family (gene RAB8B). Gene Ontology annotation, cellular component: endosome; plasma membrane; synaptic vesicle. NCBI's taxonomy places the organism in Eukaryota, Metazoa, Chordata, Lepidosauria, Squamata, Lacertidae. The transcript is spliced from 8 exons. The coding region runs from base 62 to 685 and encodes 207 amino acids. Gene Ontology annotation, molecular function: GTP binding; GTPase activity. The record is from RefSeq and is a predicted model, not a curated record. Gene Ontology annotation, biological process: protein localization to plasma membrane; cellular response to insulin stimulus; regulation of exocytosis.